This is a messenger RNA of Pseudogymnoascus destructans, 4001 nucleotides long. RefSeq names its product Chitin synthase 2. The record is from RefSeq and is a predicted model, not a curated record. The transcript has 2 exons. Gene Ontology annotation, molecular function: chitin synthase activity. Bases 216 to 3575 code for a protein of 1119 amino acids. Lineage: Eukaryota; Fungi; Ascomycota; Leotiomycetes; Thelebolales; Thelebolaceae. Gene Ontology annotation, cellular component: cell periphery; cell septum.
ACCCAUUCAUAUUACAACCUCAUAUCAAAAGUACACAUUCUCUUUGAGAAUUCUGGAUAUGAUCUACUGUUGAGUAGCAUUAUAUUUCGCCAUCAUCCAAGAAGACCAUCAUCAUUCGCAUGGUUUGCGCUAAACGCAUGUGGGCUUCAUAAACACAACAUUCCCUCUGACGAGGCACUCCGCAUAUCCGUCGCUACAAUAAAUCACAAAGCACAAUGUAUCGCCCAAAUACACCUCCAAACUUCGAUCCUCCAUCAUACGGUGAUGAUGAGGGAUCAACACCAACACACAUGUCGAACGAUGCGUCCGCCAUCCGCCUGUUGACAUCAAUGGACGACUCCAACUCCUCGAACGCCCGCAUGUAUGUACAGGAUCCUGAUUUACUACCCCGUCCUCUCGCGGUGCACAAGAAGUCUGUGCAGUUCUCCACGCUAGAACACAUUUCUGCCCUUCAUGGCGAAGAAGAAGCUAUCUCGAGCGGCAAGUUGCCAGCUGCGGUGACCAAGCAAGCGCCGCCGAAGCCCCCCCAAGAAGACCACUUCGUGAAUCUCCUCCCCAAACUCCCUGAUGGACCCUCGCGCAGGAAGUCGCUGCGGAGUCAAGUCAAAGCCCACUUGGCUGCUAACGGUGAGAUGAAGAAUGAAAGCUUACCUGUCAAUAGUCCCAGCACCCCGCGCAGAUCAUACCAGCCUACCGUCAUGUCGACGAGCUCGCGCUCCAAUUCCAUCGUUGAUGGAGCGCCGAUAUUACCACCGGAGAGCUCAUACGACCCAUACACCGGGAGACAGUCACCGACGCGGUCGUGGACCCCAUCUCAAACAGCGUCUGAGAGAGGUAGGCCACCAUCGAUAGCUCAAUAUGAGCCAGCGGAUGUGAAUGGCUCUCCGAGACCCGGCACUCCUUCGUCGAGAUACGGCGGCAGCCCGAGGAGACCACUCCCUCCCGCACCACUAUUCUCUGGACCGGGUGCUGGUGCGCGGAGCUCCACAUUCGCAGACGACGCGACGGUUUCGAUCGCGUUAGAAACAGAAGGAGACGACGUUUUUGCUCCGAAAAGUACUAUCGGUACUGAUCAUGUCCGGUCCCAGUCUCGCGAGUCCUACACGUCAGAGUCGACGUUCACCGAGGAGUACGACAAUGAGAAGUCCGACUUUGAGCACUACGGGCCUGCGCCAGAUGGGCGACAGGAGCGCAGAGGUGCUCGCCAGGCACAGAUGGCCAAGAAGGAGGUUCGUCUCAUUAACGGCGAGCUUAUCCUCGAAUGCAAGAUCCCCACCAUCUUGUACAGUUUCCUCCCCCGCCGCGAUGAGGUUGAGUUCACGCACAUGAGAUACACAGCCGUGACCUGCGAUCCCGAUGACUUCGUGUCCAAGGGCUACAAGCUGCGCCAGAACAUUGGCUCGACGGCCAGGGAAACAGAGCUCUUCAUCUGUAUCACCAUGUAUAACGAGGACGAGAUCAACUUCACGCGCACCAUGCACGCCGUCAUGAAGAAUAUUGCCCAUUUCUGCUCGCGCUCCAAGUCGCGCACGUGGGGCGAGAACGGGUGGCAGAAGAUUGUCGUCUGCAUCGUCUCUGAUGGUCGGCAGAAGAUCCACCCGCGCACGCUCGAUGCGCUCGCGGCGAUGGGUGUGUACCAGGACGGCAUUGCCAAGAAUCUUGUCAACCAGAAGGAGGUGCAGGCGCACGUGUACGAGUAUACCACUCAGGUGUCGCUGGACUCGGACCUGAAGUUCAAGGGCGCGGAGAAGGGAAUCGUGCCGGUGCAGAUGCUGUUCUGUCUGAAGGAGAAGAACGCGAAGAAGCUGAACUCUCAUCGCUGGUUCUUCAAUGCUUUUGGUCGCACUCUGACGCCGAAUAUCUGCAUCCUGCUUGAUGUGGGUACGAAGCCGACGGGGAAUUCUCUUUACCAUCUCUGGAAGGCCUUUGACACCGACUCCAACGUCGCAGGUGCCUGUGGAGAGAUCGUGGCGAUGAAGGGGAAGGGCUGGCUUGGGUUGUUGAACCCGCUGGUUGCGUCGCAGAAUUUUGAGUACAAGAUGUCUAAUAUCUUGGAUAAGCCGCUCGAGUCGGUGUUUGGAUACAUUACUGUCCUUCCUGGUGCUCUCAGUGCGUAUCGUUACCACGCUCUGCAGAAUGACCAUACUGGCCAUGGACCGCUAAGUCAGUACUUCAAGGGUGAAACUCUGCACGGCCAGAAUGCCGAUGUCUUCACGGCCAAUAUGUAUCUUGCUGAAGAUCGGAUUCUGUGCUGGGAGCUUGUCGCGAAACGAGAUGAGAGAUGGGUGUUGAAAUAUGUCAAGAACUGCAAGGGAGAGACUGAUGUGCCUGAUACCGUCCCCGAGUUUGUCUCCCAGCGUCGCCGUUGGCUCAAUGGAGCUUUCUUCGCUGCCGUCUACUCUCUGGUGCAUUUCAAGCAGAUCUGGAACACAGACCACACCAUCGCACGCAAGAUCCUCCUCCAUAUUGAAUUCGUGUACCAGCUGCUCAGUCUGCUCUUCACGUUCUUCUCCCUGGCGAACUUCUACCUCACGUUCUACUUUGUUGCUGGCUCGCUCGCUGAUCCCAAGGUCGAUCCGUUUGGCCACAGCAUCGGGAAAUACAUCUUCUAUAUCCUGAAAUAUGUCUGCGUGCUUCUCAUCUGCACGCAAUUCAUCCUCUCCAUGGGCAACCGGCCACAGGGCGCGAAGAAGUUGUACCUUUCUAGUAUGGUCAUCUACGCAAUCAUCAUGGUAUACACGACCUUUGCGACGAUCUACAUCGUCGUGCGGCAGUUUACCAGCAACACCAUAACUCUCGGAAACAACAUCUUCACCAACGUCGCCGUGUCCAUCGCCUCGACGCUCGGGCUGUACUUCUUCUCCUCCUUCCUAUACCUCGACCCAUGGCACAUGUUCACCUCUGCGGCGCAGUACUUCGCCCUCCUGCCCAGCUACAUCUGCACCCUCCAGAUCUACGCCUUCUGCAACACCCACGACAUCUCCUGGGGAACCAAGGGCGACAACACCGUUCGCACCGACCUCGGCACAGCCGUCUCCAAACACAAGGGCUCCACCGUCGAGCUCGACAUGCCCAGCGAGCAGCUCGACAUCGACUCCGGCUACGACGAGGCCUUGCGCAACCUCCGCGAUCGCAUCGAGGUUCCCGAGCUCGGCCCAUCCGAGGAGACCGCACAGGAGGACUACUACCGCGCUGUGCGCACGUACAUGGUCGUCUCGUGGAUGGUGGCGAAUGCCAUCCUGGCCAUGGCCGUGUCGGAGGCGUACCAGGGCAAGAACAUCGGGAGCAACUCGUACCUCAAGUUCCUGCUUUGGUCUGUGGCGGCGAUCGCGCUGUUCCGCGCGGUGGGUAGCACGACGUUCCGCAUCAUUGAGCUGGUGGGUAUGCUUAUUGACGGGAAGGCGAAGUGGGAGAGCGGGAGCUACAGGUGGGGGGGUAGCUCGGUGGGGGGGAGCACGGUGCUUAGCUCGAAGGCUAGGGGGGGUGGGUUUUGGUCGAAGUUUGGGUUUGGGAGUGUCAAGGAUAAGAUUAGUGAUAUCUCGAGUAGUAUCGGGAGCAGUGUUUCGAGGAAGUGAACGGACAGGGUUUUGGGGGGUUAAUUGGCGAUUGAUGGGGCGGUGUGGAAUUUACGGAUGGACAGGGACAGGGGAUAUUGGAUGGGUUUAUGACCUGGGAUAUGUCUGGUUUUCGGGGUUGGCUGGGGAAUUUGUGUAUUAUGGUGUAGACUGCUUUGUUAUAUCUGGUUAUGAAAUGGGUUCAACGAUAAACAGCACAGGUAUGUUUUAAGGAAGCUUGGCAAUUGCUACAUAUUAUCAACCAAGGUGGGUCAAAAGUGUGGGGUUACCGGCGAUUACAAAUUCAGAUCUUGCCGCCUCGAUCUUUGCCCUAUGGCGGCGGCGGGUAGCGGGGUAGAUGGCGGGUCAGCGCUAGCGGAGUGCUAAAGUUCUAUAUUAUGGACAGAUGUCCGCCCCAGAGUGAAGCUAGAGAUCUAUUCCUCAAGU